This is a messenger RNA of Oncorhynchus nerka (sockeye salmon), 605 nucleotides long. RefSeq names its product cilia- and flagella-associated protein 44-like. The transcript has 4 exons. Gene Ontology annotation, molecular function: protein binding. The record is from RefSeq and is a predicted model, not a curated record. NCBI's taxonomy places the organism in Eukaryota, Metazoa, Chordata, Actinopteri, Salmoniformes, Salmonidae. The annotation marks the transcript as partial.
CUCCAGCAGGCAGCUGUUGCUGUGUGGCAUGCAGUCAGGCAGUGUCCGGGCCUACCCCCUGCAGCCACCUGACUUCCACCUCACAUCCAUGCAGGCCUUCUGGGCCCUCAGCGUCCAUGACAACCAGUAUGGACAGCUGCGCCAGCUGCGCUGUAGCUUUGACGACCAAUUUGUCCUGACGACAGGGGAGGACGGCAACAUCUUCUCCUUCAGCCUACUGCCCCAGGAGGACCUGCUUAAAGCCCUGCAGCGCAGCAAGGCCAAAGUCCCCUCACCACGGGUUGGCGUUGAAAUGGAGGGUGUGGCCCAGGAUAUCGAAGACCCGUCGGCAUACAGCAUUGAGACGGCUAAGCAGAAGUUGGAAAUGGACCGUAUGCGUCGGGAGGCUGAGAUGAGGAAGGUGGAGAGACGUAAGAUGCUGGCCGAGCUGCAGAACCAGUUCAAACAGCUACUGGAGAAGAACCAGGGUCUGCCCGAACACGUCCGCUUGCACCGCACGGGGGCAGUGCUGGCUGGCCGCCAGGCAGAGAAACUCCGUAAGGCUACGGAGAAGGCAGAGCCGGGCCCGGUUAAGAUAGAGAAGAGGAGGAAAGAGGGGCUGAACU